Meloidogyne enterolobii is the source of this 1040-nucleotide messenger RNA. The record is from the annotation of a GenBank genome assembly. NCBI's taxonomy places the organism in Eukaryota, Metazoa, Nematoda, Chromadorea, Rhabditida, Meloidogynidae.
UUUCAUUUUAUCCUAAAUUUGUAAUUUAUGGAAUGUCAAAAUUCGACGAAACAAUUCAUCAAAAGCAAAUAAAUCUUCAAGUUGGGCGAAUAAUUCAAUUGGAUGCAAAAAUUCUUGACGAUGCAUUAAUUUCUGCAUUUCGGGUGGCCUUGAGAGACGGCUUAAGGGAUGGAGAAAUUUGUUUACCUUUCUCAAAUUGGUUAUUUGAUUUUCUUGAAACGCACAAGGAUUCUUUGCUUAAAUUAUCCUAUCAUCUGAUGCAUGCAUUUACAGGACAAAGUCCGGGCCAACGUCUUAUGAACAUACGCUAUGGUAAUUUUACAAAACUCAAAGGAUUGCUUAACUAUACUUUCUGCAUUUUAUUACCAACAAUCUCAAAUUCCUUGUUCCGACUUUUGCCUUCAUAUCUUCGUCAUAAAAGAUUAUUUAUUAGAAGGAUUAUUGUUGGCUUCAAAAUUUUUGAUUUUUGCUACUUCCUUUAUUUCCUCAAAUUUGGUGGACCAUCGCAUCCAAUAGAGGCGUUGCUUCGACUUAAACCUGUUCAUGAUAAAAGUCCAAGAAUUGGUCAAAUCAAUUAUGGAGCACUAAAUCGCGAAUUGUUUGGCCAUUCAUUCGCCUACGUUUUAAUUUUGCUUAUACCUCUUUGGACUCGAAUAUUCAAUUUUUUAAAGACAACAUUAUUUAAAGAAGAGGAUAUUAAAAGUAAUUUUGAUGCCAAAGAUCGGCUUGUCUGUUCAAAAUGUUUAAAAACUCCAAUUUGUGCUGUUAGAGCAAGAAAAAAUAAUUUAUCUAGUCAAUGGAGGGUUUAUUGUUUCUUUUGUUUUACAAGCAUUCAAGGAAUUGAAAGGAAAGAUUGGGAAGUUGAACAGCUAACUAGUGCUAAUAUCUGAUCUCUGAUGGAAAGAAAGUAUUUUUUUAAUUUUUAUUUUCUUCUCCAAUGUUGUUAAUUCUGCUUGUAUAAUUCUUUUUAUAAUUUACGACGUAUCGGGCUAACUCACGGAUCAGACAAUUGACGGAACGACAACUCUCGGAAUGACCAA